AUGAUACGACAGCUGCUGGCGGCAUUACUGGGAUUAGAAGGUCGUUACAUCAGUCGUAGUGGAGGGGUGGGCGAUCCUUUAGUGGUGGUGAAACAUUACGCAGUGGAUGAUGCGUUGCAAGCUCGAGUGGAUAGCUUGUUGUGUAUUGCGAAUGCAUUCAGCGAUAUUCAGCGAAUACAACAACGAAACAAAACCGAUUUGCUGGCGAAGGUUGGUGAUUGUUUACGACAAUUUCUUUAG
This is a messenger RNA of Anisakis simplex (herring worm), 240 nucleotides long. The record is from the annotation of a GenBank genome assembly. Lineage: Eukaryota; Metazoa; Nematoda; Chromadorea; Rhabditida; Anisakidae.